UCUCUCCCCCUCUUUCUCUCAUCCUCAAGCUCGCUCGCUCGCGCGCUCUCUCUCUCGACUAUGGAGAUAGGAGAUUCUGUUCUCUCUCAAUCAUUACAACCCACAUUCUGCUUCUUGUUCUUCUCCUUCACACUCUCAUUCACUAUCUUCUCUCUAUUACUCUUCGCACUAAGUCUCCUCAAGCCACACUGUGCCUGCGAAAUCUGCCGUAGCUACCUCUCCCGGAGCUGGUCGCCGGAGUUCGACAAUCUCGCCGAUUGGUACACUCACCUUCUCCGAAAAUCCCCAACCAAUACAAUCCACAUUCACGUCCUCAACAAUACCAUCACGGCUAACCCAGAAAAUGUCGAGCACAUUCUCAAAACUCAGUUCGAAAAUUACCCGAAAGGAAGGCUAUUCUCUGCAAUUCUCGGCGAUCUUCUGGGCAAGGGAAUCUUCAACGUUGACGGCGAUUCUUGGAAAUUCCAGAGGAAAAUGGCGAGUCUUGAAAUGGGUAGCGUCUCGAUUCGAUCGUACGCUUUUGAUAUUGUCGGGUCAGAGAUUCAGUCCAAUCUCAUUCCUCUGUUUUCCUCUGUUUCUUGGGAAAAAGACUCUGUUUUGGAUUUACAACAAGUGUUUCAAAGAUUUUCUUUCGAUACCAUUUUUCGAUUCUCACUUGGGUUGGACCCCAAUACCCUCCAAUUGUCAUUACCCAUCUCUGAUUUCGUAAUGGCCUUCGAUCUUGCGUCGAAAUUAUCGGCAGAGCGAGCAAUGAGCGUUUCCCCAUUGAUAUGGAAAGUUAAAAAGGUACUAAACCUAGGGUCAGAGAAAAAGCUGAAAAAAUCCAUUGAAGUAGUAAAAUCCCUCGCCCAAGAAGUGAUCGAAAACAGGCGAAAAAUGGGAGUUUCGACACAAAAUGACCUCCUUUCGAGGUUCAUGAGUUCUAUAAACGAUGAUGCAUACAUCAUAGACAUUGUCAUUAGCUUCUUAUUGGCUGGCCGUGACACGGUGGCAUCGGCAUUGACCGGUUUCUUCUGGUUGCUGAGUCAGCACCCAGAGGUCGAGAAGGCGAUCCGCGAGGAGUCGGACCGAGUCAUGGGUCCGACUAAGGAACUAGCGAGCUUAGUGCAAAUGAGAGAGAUGCAUUACUUACAGGCUGCAAUGUACGAGACUAUGAGACUCCACCCGCCAGUGCAAUUUGAUUCGAAAUUUUGCGAAGACGACGACAUUUUACCAGACCACACUUUUGUUCCAAAAGGCACUCGGAUUACGUACCAUCCGUACGCGAUGGGCCGGAUGGAGCGGGUUUGGGGCCCAGAUUGUUUUGACUUCAAGCCGGAGAGAUGGUUGCAGGGCGGAGUUUUUUGCCCUGUUAGCCCCUUCAAGUACCCGGUUUUUCAAGCCGGGCCGAGGGUUUGUUUGGGCAAGGAAAUAGCACUUUUGGAGAUGAAGAGUGUCGCUCUUUCGUUGGUCGGCAGGUUUGAUAUAAGAGUAGCGAUGCCAGAAAAAGCACUACGAUUUAUGCCUGGUCUGACCGCCACCGUGAGGGGCGGUCUUCCAGUAAUUAUUCAAGAGCGAAAGCGAUAAUCUGAUUGCCACUUUUUGACGAUCCUUUUUUGCUCUUGAGCUAUUUGUCUAUUUAACUGCCACUUUUCUGGCGGUAACAAUGUUCCUUAGCAAAGGUAAAUGGUAGAUGGGUUAUGUACUGGGGUAAAAUGGUGUGAAUAGUAUUUAUUUGAUUUUCAUUUUUUGUGUAUUUCAAUCGUUUUUCCUAUUAUUAAAUAAGAAAAAUAAAUUAUAAAUGUUGUAAA
Rhododendron vialii is the source of this 1790-nucleotide messenger RNA. Its product is annotated as cytochrome P450 94C1-like. The transcript has a single exon. NCBI's taxonomy places the organism in Eukaryota, Viridiplantae, Streptophyta, Magnoliopsida, Ericales, Ericaceae. The record is from RefSeq and is a predicted model, not a curated record. The coding region runs from base 61 to 1566 and encodes 501 amino acids. Gene Ontology annotation, molecular function: heme binding; iron ion binding; monooxygenase activity.